ACCGUUUGGGAGCGAAAUUUUGUUUCAUGUUUGUAUACAACAUGUGUCACAUGUGUUUGGUGAAUAUACAGCCGUGAAUAAAGAAGAGAAAAAUGAACAACUACAAAGCAUUCUAUGAUUUAAAUAUCGCCAUAAACGAACAAGAUGUGACAAGAUUACGUGAUAUCUGCGAUACACUUGUGACUUAUGGCUACAAGACUGUAGCUCUCAAUUAUGAAAUCGAAGAUCUAGGCAGUGACACAAAGAAGAAGAAAAAGAAGAAAGGAGAAAUACGUGAAGUUACCGAUAUUGUACCAGAACCGCUAGAAAUAAGUACACUUGUUAAGGAAUUUGGUGACAAAUUGACCUUAGUACACAGGCUGACAUUUCCAUUUUCUGAUCAGCAACAAUUUCACAUGCUGAAUCAGUCGAAAAACCUGAAGAAGUAUAAGAUCCUAGCAGCUGUGCCAAAAACACAAUCAGCAUUUCAGAGUGCCUGCAGUAAUCUGGAUAUUGAUAUUAUAUCUCUAGAUUGUGAAAGCCGAACUUCUAUACGAAUUAACCGGAAAAUGUAUAACCUAGCAGUGGAAAGAGGAACUUUCUUUGAAAUAACGUAUGCACCUGCCAUACUUGAUUCAACAGCCAGAAGAAACACUAUAUAUGUGGCACAUAUGUACCACACAUUUGGGAAGUCUAAGAAUGUCAUAAUUUCAAGUGGUGCACGAGAAUCAAAAUAUAUUAGAGGGCCAUAUGAUAUAGUGAACUUAGGGUUAAUUUUUGGACUGAGUGAGGAACAGACAAAGAAAGCAGUUAGCUCUACAUGCAGAUCCUUACUUACACACGCAGAUGGCCGACGUUGUGGAAAGAUCAUUGCGUGUAUACAAAGUGAUACAUCACCAGGAAGAGGUAAUGAAGUGUCAAUAACAAACAUCUGUGACCAGGAAGUGAACAUGGAUGAAGAAGAUUUGGGACCCACACAAAAGAAAAUGAAACAGUGAUAUGCGUCUUUUUAAUUGUACUAUUGUAAACAACUUUGACUGUUAUCAGCAUAAAUUAUUGUUAUUAUUUGUGUGAUAUUUUUUAUAAAAUUCUUCAUAUUUCCAUCUUAAUAUUAGUGUUGUAAGGAGAUUCCAGAAGGUUUAAGAUUGAUAUUGUAAUGAUAAAGACAGAAAUUUCAGAACCAGAUUUUAAACUACAAAAUAUUUCCAAGGACACAUGUGGGCUAGACUGAAACUGAAGAAAUUGCAGUGAGGGAGGAAAUUAAGGAUAUGGAACCUGGAGAAAUUGAAAGUACUGGAAGUUGCUGAGAGUUUCAAAGAUAGCAUUAGGCAAUGAUUGACUGGAACGGGGGAAAAUCAAGUUAUUUACUUAUUUAGUAAGUUUGAUUCACAUUGCAUGAAUCAUUUGCAGGAUAAAUCAUGAUGAUGUGAAAGAUGAACAAAUGGGUUUGGGAAAUGAGCUAGGGAAGGUAGCAGAUGAUCAAAUAGGUAAAAAGACAAGGCCUAGUAGAAAUCUUUACAUAACACAGUAGAUACUGUAUUUUUUUGACGAAAGGAGAAAACUUAAAAAUGCAGCACAUGAAGUAGGUAAAAUGGACAAAGACAUCAAAGAAAAUGAGAUUGACAGAAAGUGCAAAAUGGCUAAGCAGGAAUGAAUAGAGGACAAAUGCAAGGCUUUAAAAGCAUGCAUGACUAAGGGAAAGAUAGAUAUUGUCUGUGCAACUGUAUGAUGUCUUUGUCCAUUUUACCUACUUCAUGUGCUGCAUUUUUAAGUUUUC
Messenger RNA from Schistocerca cancellata (South American locust), 1756 nucleotides. RefSeq names its product ribonuclease P protein subunit p30 (gene Rpp30). The record is from RefSeq and is a predicted model, not a curated record. The transcript is spliced from 8 exons. The coding region runs from base 93 to 977 and encodes 294 amino acids. Lineage: Eukaryota; Metazoa; Arthropoda; Insecta; Orthoptera; Acrididae. Gene Ontology annotation, cellular component: nucleolar ribonuclease P complex. Gene Ontology annotation, molecular function: RNA binding. Gene Ontology annotation, biological process: tRNA processing.